Molecule: messenger RNA, 3572 nt
Organism: Copidosoma floridanum
Lineage: Eukaryota; Metazoa; Arthropoda; Insecta; Hymenoptera; Encyrtidae
Gene: Tsp
Product: Thrombospondin
Biological process (GO): cell adhesion
Cellular component (GO): extracellular region
Molecular function (GO): calcium ion binding
Source: RefSeq, a predicted model, not a curated record
CACUCCGGAUAUAUAUAUAUAUAUACAUAUAUCCCUAGUACCUAGACUUGGUACCCUCACUGCUGCGAGAAGAUCGGCCGAGCACAUUUCCGGCAAGAUGCGAGGCGUCGCCGCGUUCCUGCUCUUCGUGGCGCUCGUCACUAUUUCUAGCUCGAGCCUCGCGCCCGACGAGGAACUAACGAAAAGUCUAGAGGAAGCCCUGAUGGACGACAAGUUUGCCAUCGCUGUGAAUCACUUCAAGUCGAGAAAAAAGCCAAUAAACAGCAUCGAGACGUUUUUCGCAGCCCAACACCCGAAUUCAAAAUUCAAGUUCGUUCUCAUGAUCGACAGACGGUCCAGGAGAGUUAUCGUGGAAGAAGUCGAGGAUAAGAAGUCACACCGGGAGCACCUGGUCGCCGACAGCUUGGACAUCGCCGAGCCCUUCAGGAGCAUAGUAUUGGUGGUGAGCCAACGGCCGCUGGCCGCCAAGGUCGAGAUCUACAUCGACUGUGCGCGCCAGGGCGAGCUCGUCCUCAGGAGGAGUCCCAGACAGAUGGCUCUAAGUGCCGGCGACUUGCAGCACCUCGAAGUGUUUCGGGAGCGGAGGUACAGAGUCAGGAUUUACGGUGAAUCCGAGAUCGAAGAGGCGGUGCGCAAAGAAAACUGUGGGGCCACGUCUCUGGACGACGUGGAUCACCACCAACACCACGACCUCAACAGUUUUGCCAAUUCGACGAGGGUACGACGGAGGGGCGACAUUCCCGGCGAAUUUCCGGCGCUCGUCGACCCAAACGGCUGCUACACCGAUGAGAUGAUGGCCAAGACCUUGAACCUCCUCAUCGACGCCAUAAAAAAAAUGUGGACGAAACUCGACUCGAACCUGGUCGAGACGAAGCGCAUCAGAGAGUUGCUGGAAAAUUGUGCCGCCUGCCACGAAAAACCAACACCUCCGCCGCCGCCGCCUCGCAGCUGCCGGUACAAUUCGCCGUGUUUCCCGGGGGCAGAGUGUCGCGAUGGACCCGCGGGGCCUCAGUGCCUGCGCUGCCCUACCGGCUACUACGGCGACGGGCGCAAUUGCCGCAGGUACCCCGGCUGUACCGACAACCCUUGCUUCGAGGGGGUCGACUGCAUGGACACCGCCACUGGCUUCACGUGCGGUCCCUGUCCGCGCGGCUACACGGGCAACGGGCAGCACUGCGAGCGGAUAAACGGGUGCCAGCCGAGCCCGUGCUUCCCCAACGUGGGCUGCACCCAACAGAGCGUCCCGCCGUACUAUCGCUGCGGUGGCUGUCCCACCGGGUACACCGGCAACGGGCUCAACUGCAUGCGCGAGGACGAAUGCGACCUCGCCAAGCCCUGCUGGCAGGGCGUCCGCUGCUACAAGUUCGACACCGGAUACAGGUGCGACUCUUGUCCGGAGGGUAUGACCGGCAACGUGUCGGAGGGCCGGGGUGUAGAUUACGCUCGCACCCAUCGCCAGUUCUGCCACAGGAUAGAUCCGUGCGGUGACGACAACGGUGGCUGCGUCGACAACUCCGACUGCUUCAACUCCGAGGGAACAGCCAGGUGCGGUGCAUGCAAAACCGGUUUCAUCGGCAAUCAAACAAUAGGCUGCCACCCAAUUACACACGACGUCUGCCCCGAUGGUAUUACAAGGUGUGAUCAACAUGCAGACUGCAUCUGUGUCGCUCUCGAUCAGUACUCUUGCAGGUGCAACGUCGGCUGGGCGGGCGACGGCCAAAGUUGUGGCACCGACUCGGACAGCGACGGCUACCCGGACGAUAGUCUCGAUUGUCAGGACCAACGCUGCCGAGCCGACAACUGCCCAAAGACACCAAACAGCGGCCAGGAAGACGCGGAUGCCGACGGCCUCGGCAAUGCCUGCGACGACGAUGCCGAUAACGACAACGUGCUCAAUCUAUCGGACAAUUGUCCACUGGUCCCCAACAGCGACCAAGCAGAUAGCGAUCGGGAGGGUCCGGACGAUGUGGGCGAUGUCUGUGACAAUUGUCCGUACGUCAAGAACAGGGACCAGCACGACACGGACGGCGACGGUAUCGGGGACGCCUGCGACGACGACAUCGACGACGAUGGUGUGCCCAACGACGAAGACAACUGCGUCAAGACUUGGAACGAGGAUCAGUUGGAUACCGAUCGGGACGGUAUUGGCGACGUGUGCGACAAUUGCCCGCGAAGCCCGAAUCCAGAUCAGGCGGACGAGGACGGGGAUCGGGUGGGCGACGUCUGCGACAACAACACCGAUCGAGACAAAGACGGGAUUCAGGAUGACAUCGACAACUGCAUCAACGAUCCGAAUCCCAGCCAGACGGACUCGGACAACGAUGGGAUCGGAGACGAGUGCGACGACGACGCGGACAACGACGUUGUUCCCAACGAGCGUGACAAUUGCCCUUACGUGGCGAAUCCCGAUCAAGCGGAUACAAACAACGACGGUAUCGGCGAUGCCUGUUACGACGACAAUGACAACGAUCAGGUGGCCAAUCUCGUGGACAUUUGCCCAAACAACAGCCGAGUUUGGGCUACGGAUUUCCGCAAGUACGACACCAUCGCUCUCGAUCCCUACGGCAAGACUCAGGAGGAUCCCAUUUGGGAAAUACACCACAACGGCUCGGAGAUCUACCAGACGAUGAACAGCGACCCCGGAAUCGCCGUGGGAUUGGAUAGCUUCAGCGGGGUCGAUUUCGAGGGCACGUUCUUCGUCAACACAGACAUUGACGAUGACUACGUUGGCUUCGUAUUCUCUUACCAAAACACCCGGCAAUUUUACACGGUGAUGUGGAAAAAGGUUUUGCAAACUUACUGGGAACCAAAACCGUUUCGAGCUGUUGCCGAGACCGGGAUCCAACUGAAGCUCGUCGAUUCGAAAACCGGCCCCGGGGAAAUCAUGCGCAACAGCCUCUGGCACACGGGCAACACUCGCGAACAGGUUAAACUGUUGUGGAAAGAUCCGCGUAAGGUCGGCUGGAAACAGUACACGUCAUACAGGUGGCGAUUGAUCCACAGGCCGAGGAUCGGUUUGAUUAGAUUGUGGAUAUACGAGGGACAAAGACUCAUUGCCGAUUCUGGUAAUCAUUUCGACUCAACUCUGAAGGGCGGAAGACUUGGUGUCUUUGCAUUUUCGCAGCAAAUGGUCCUCUGGUCGAAUCUCAGAUAUUCGUGUAAAGAAACUGUUCCUUACGAGGUGUACCGCACACUGCCUCCGAAUAUACAGACACUUGUACAUACCGACUACAAUCGUCCGUGAGCCAACGCACAAUCUUUCGGCCAAGUAUAACUUCUCUCUGACGUCGUUGCCCAAAAGACAAUUUUACUCUUACUUGGUAGUGCCGUUCGCAGCCCACCGUGCAACUUAUUGAGAGGGCAAAUCCAAACAAACUCAUGCAUACGCAUAUAUAAUAUAUAUGCGUAUGCCUGAGUUUGCCGAUACACAAUAUAAAUUUUGGUCUGAUGGCUAACGAUAAUGAUAUCGUUUUAAUCGAGUGCACUAGGAGCUACGUGUGAGAUGAGUGACAAGGACAUUUCAUGUUGUUUUGUACAUUUUUUUUCCAAAGAAAUUUAUUUUUAUUCGAAGG